Trichobilharzia regenti is the source of this 324-nucleotide messenger RNA. Lineage: Eukaryota; Metazoa; Platyhelminthes; Trematoda; Strigeidida; Schistosomatidae. The record is from the annotation of a GenBank genome assembly.
AUGAUACCUGAUUGUGAUGAUUUCAUCACAUCUAUUCGGAAACGUUUGAGCGCGGCAUCGGAGCUUAAGGUAAGCAGCGCGCAUUCCAAAGUAUUUUCUGCCAGCUGGGGUUACCUCGGUCCCCCAAUUCUUGGUCUUACUACGAACAACUUUUAUACAUAUUCCGCAUUUGGUGUUACUCUCAAUAACUUCUACGCAGUUGCUUACCACGUAUGGGUUGUAUCUGGAAAUAAACAAUGGAUUUUACGUGCCCAAUAUGCCUCAACAUCCUGUUCCGACCAGUUUGCCUUCCCUGCCAACAUCAGUUUUGCAAGGACUGCAUAG